Molecule: messenger RNA, 1241 nt
Organism: Brienomyrus brachyistius
Lineage: Eukaryota; Metazoa; Chordata; Actinopteri; Osteoglossiformes; Mormyridae
Product: G-protein coupled receptor family C group 5 member B-like
Exons: 3
Coding region: 228-1139 (303 amino acids)
Biological process (GO): G protein-coupled receptor signaling pathway
Cellular component (GO): extracellular exosome; signaling receptor complex; intracellular membrane-bounded organelle
Molecular function (GO): G protein-coupled receptor activity; protein kinase binding; protein kinase activator activity
Source: RefSeq, a predicted model, not a curated record
CAAUUUUUCAAAAGUAAACACAAAAAGGAUGACACUUAAUGCCCCCUCCCUGCCCCCACCCUAUUUAGAACGUUAGCGUUCCAUUACGUAAAAAAUGCAGUACUACGUCAUGAUGCACCGCUUAUAAAUAAUCUGUUUGAUAAGGGAGAAGCAAACACAAACGAUUCGUGAGUGCAUCGUACGUGUUGUAAGAGCAAGUGAAGCUGAAAGACAUUGACAGUGAAGUGAUGGCUCCCUCUAUCAAUCUCUUCACCUUCCUCGUCCUGUCCCUGGUGGGGGGCAGCUCUUCAUGGGACGAAGCUUCGCCUUGCGGAUCCGGCUCCAUCCUGACAAGGCCCUACACGGCCUUGUGUGAGCUGGAUGCGGUGUGGGGCUUGGUGGUGGUGGUGGCGGCAGCGGCGGCGGCCCUCGCCUCGCUGAUCCUGCUCCUGGUGGUACUGUGUCGCCUGCGGAAGAUCACAGAGGCUGAGGAGCGCAGCGGGGUGGCGCCGCUACUCCUGCUGCUCGCUGCCAUAUUUGGGCUUUGUGGCCUCAGCCUGGGAUACAUCGCUGAGCAGCAAGAGAGCCUCUGCUUCGCCCGGCGUGUCCUGAGGGGGGUGUUGCUUGCUAUCUGCAACACAUGCCUCGUGUUUCAUGGUCUGCGACUGCGCCGGUUGGGACAAGGUGCUCAUAGCCCCAGCACAGGUCAACUAAUGGGGCUGGCGGUGGCCUUGGCCGUGUUGGAUCCGGAGUGGAUCCUUCUAGCCACGAUGUCCACAUGCCAGCCAGCCUGUGAAUACCAGCCGCUGGACUUUGCGCUGGCCACCACUUAUGUGCUGGUCCUGCUCCUGGCAGCACUGGUGGGGGCGGCCUGCAGUCUGUGGAGGCAGCAGCCACGGUGGAGGUGCAGGACCACGUGGCUGCUCAUCACCUGCCUGGCCUCAGUCCUGCUGUGGGUGGCCUGGAUCACCUUCUGCCUGUAUGGCAACGCGGCGCUUGGCCUGUCCCCAACAUGGGACAACCGGGUACAGGCAGUGGUGCUGCUGGCACAGGCAUGGCUGCUGAUACUGCUGCACGCUGCUCCUGAGGUCCACGCCACCUUACGGCCCCCGUCCCGCAUGAGAGAGGCCAGUUUAGAGGAGGGCCUUUCUCACCUGUAGUUUGGAGCAAACCGGGACUUCGUGUUCAGUGACAACAACUCAGGUGUCCUCCCCAGCCCCCAGGAAACAUUACAUUUUAAAUAAAUAAUAUAUAUAUCAUCA